AUGGAGGAAGAGAUUGAAAAUGAAAGGUUACUCAGAAAAAGGAGGAGGCAAGAAGCGGAUGAUGAUGCUCCUUAUGUUCCUUCGCCAGAGCAUGUCACAGAAUCUCAAUCAACUCCAAAAGUUAGAAGAAAAGCUGGUGGUCGUAAGAAAGCAACACCAAAGAUCCGAGUUUCGAAGAAACCUCAGAGAAUUGUACAAAAGAAGCAACCUGAAAAAGAUAGUCAAAAACCUCCAACACCUCCACAUGAAACAGCACCACCACAAUCACCUAUACACCAAUCCCCACAAAAACAACCUACUCCUCCACAACAAUCAUCACCACCCAGACUUCCCACACCUCCAAAUCAACCAUCACCUACUCCUCAGUCAACACCACCAUUACCACAACCAUUUGUCACUUCACAAGAUAUCUUCGGCACACCUCCACUCACCCAAGUACAACCUGGUUCUUCUAGUAGAGAAAACAAAAGGUUGGCAGCUGAGAACAAGAAGAUAGCUGAUAGAGAAAAACUUCUUGCAGUUCGUGUGCAGAAGUUAGAGAGUGAAAAUAAAGAAUUGGCAAAGAAAGUUGAUGCUGAUCAGACUGAAAUCGAUAUUCUAAAAGUUCGCGUAUCUGAGCUUGAAGAAGAGAAGAAUCGACGUGAUGAUCAGAACGAAUAUUUCAAGCUUAAGAACAAAGAGCUUGUAGCAGCUAAAGCGUUAAGUGAUCAUGAAGUCUAUAUGCUGAAUAGAGUGGUCGAAAGUAUGCUUGGAACGUCAGUCAAUCAGAGGUUUGAAGAGUUGAAAGUAGAAGACCUUCGUGCUGAACGUCAAGCUGAACUUGAAAGGCAGAUGAAAGAUAAGGGUAAAGGAGUUGAAGGAAGUUCAUCUGUGCCUGAAAUGGCUCUAGUACCUUCAAUGGUUACAGAGAAUCCUGAGCCUAUCUCUGCAGUCUCUGGUUUAUUCGAAGAAGAGACUCCGAUGCAUGAAUUGAUUGGUGACGACGAUGAAGAGGAUGAUGAAGAUGAUGAUGAUGAUGAUGAGUUUGUAUACUCUGCAAGCAGUCAUAGUUCUAAAGGUGACGAUCAUGAUGACGCUGCAGGGGGUUCUGGUGUUAGCGUUACAGAAGCUGCUACUGAAAAGGUCGUUGAUGAUUUGAUGAACGACACAGUGAAUGAAGAAAGUGGUGAAGCUUCGGGAAAGGGGGAGUCAGGUAAGACGCAAAUAGUAGAACAUUCUGAACAACUGUUUUUGCGUUUAGAUGUGUAUAGGGAGAUGCUAAAAGAUGUAAAUCCUGAGAUUUCCUUCGACUUUGAAGAGGAUUUGGAAUCGUUUGAUAUAAAUAAACAGCAAGAUUACAAGUAUGAUUAUGUUGAAGAGGCUGAUCAAUAUGAUCGAGUUGAAGUAGAGGAGUGUUCUGAUAGUGAAGAUGUCGCUGAAGAUACGUCAAAGUUUCCAACGUUGAUGGAAUUCUUCGCAGCAGAAAAUAGGGAAGAGUUGCGACAGAAAGUCACUGAAGUUGUCAAUGAAAAUGUCUUUGAAAAUCUGAAGAAAGAUGCUGAGAAAGAAAGUCAAUCUAAUGUUGAAAAAGAAGAUCGUUCGAAGUGGUUCAAAGACAGUCAUGAGAGAAAGUUCAAGAGGCCUUUGAAGUAUUUCCAAUGUGGUAGAAUUGUUUCUCAAGAGGCCUCGGAAGUGGAAGCCUCAUCGUCCUAG
Messenger RNA from Helianthus annuus (common sunflower), 1692 nucleotides. Its product is annotated as microtubule-associated protein RP/EB family member 1-like. The record is from RefSeq and is a predicted model, not a curated record. Bases 1 to 1692 code for a protein of 563 amino acids. Lineage: Eukaryota; Viridiplantae; Streptophyta; Magnoliopsida; Asterales; Asteraceae. The transcript has 2 exons.